AUGUGGGGCAUGAAGCCUACCGAGACUGCCACACAUGGCCGCAUCGUCAAGGUGGGAAUCAUAGGAUGCGGUCUGGUUACGCAAGUGGUCCACGUGCCCUGUAUGAACUCUUUAUCCCACCUCUUCCAGGUCACAUACCUCUACGAUGUCUCCGAGGAUGCCAUGAGACACAGUCUGGAAAAGCUCGCUGGCAACGCGAAACCCAAGAUUACCAGGAGCGUUGAAAAGCUUUGCAACGCGCCGGACGUAGAUUUGGUCCUGAUAGCAAGCCAUCACGCUUUCCACGCAUCCCAAGCAUUACUUGCGCUCCAGGCCAACAAGCAUGUCUUCAUUGAGAAGCCCAUCGCCUUGACUUUGCAGGACACGGACCGUAUCAUUGCCGGGGACAAGGCUGCGGGCGGCGGUAAAGUCAUGAUUGGAUACAUGAGGAGAUAUGCCGCCGCUUUUGUCGAUGCGGUAAAAGAGGUCGGGAGCAUUGAACAAAUACGCUAUGCGCGCGUUCGAGACAUCAUCGGUCCCAAUUCAGUCUUUGUGGGACAGUCUGGCACAUUUCCAAGAACAUUCAAUGAUUAUCAAGAGAAAGAUUCUGAAGCGUUGCGUAAAAAAAUCACCGAAGACAUAGAACAAGCUCUUCGAACCGAGUUGGAAGUCACUGUUACGAAGGAGACGGAUAUGAUGUGGCACACGCUUUCUAUGCUUGGCUCACACGACUUGAGCGCCAUGCGGGAGAUUUUGGGCAUGCCGAAAGGUGUCAUUGGAUUCUCUCCCUGUGCCACUACUGGCUCGCCGUUCUGGAGUGCGAUAUUCCAGUAUCCCAACUUUGCCGUAGCAUAUGAGUCUGGAGUCGACCAGGUGGCACGAUUCGACGCAUCAAUCGAGGUCUUUGGUGACACCAAGACAGUCAAAGUGUGUAUAGAUACACCGUUCGUCCGAGGCCUGCCAACAACAAUGGUCAUCAAGGAGACUUUAACAGACGGAUCGUAUCGGGAGUCGACCAUUCGACGGACAUAUGAAGACCCGUUCUUGCUCGAGCUACAAGAGAUGCACAGAUGGGUUACAGAAGGAAAGAUACCGAAGACAACCCCAACUGAUGCCCGAAAAGAUCUCGAGAUUUUGGGAAUGCUCAUGAAGGCUAUUGCGCCACAAAAGGCAUGA
This is a messenger RNA of Pestalotiopsis fici W106-1, 1155 nucleotides long. RefSeq lists its product as uncharacterized. The transcript has 3 exons. Gene Ontology annotation, molecular function: oxidoreductase activity; nucleotide binding. Gene Ontology annotation, biological process: NADPH regeneration. The record is from RefSeq and is a predicted model, not a curated record. Gene Ontology annotation, cellular component: cytoplasm. NCBI's taxonomy places the organism in Eukaryota, Fungi, Ascomycota, Sordariomycetes, Amphisphaeriales, Sporocadaceae. Bases 1 to 1155 code for a protein of 384 amino acids.